AACGCUAUCAUCAGUACAACGUGUGGUUGAACCAUCCACAAAAAUACACGACGAAAUACACGAAAUAAUUCAUUUAUUACACGAAUAAAUAAACAUUACAUACGAGUUUUUUUUCACCAGUUGAAAAAAAAAAAGUAAACGAACAUGCAAGUUUAUGAGAGGUUAUCUUGUUACUCAACACGUGAGGAUUGGAAAAAUUUAACUAAUUUAUUACAAGAAGAAAAUAUUAUAAAAAAUGAAAAUGGUGUAAUAAAUCGUCAAAUGCUUGCCAAAUUGGCAGAGCUUUUAACAAGAAGAAACAUUUCUCUACCAAUGGAUUUAAUGAUGUUGAUUUUAAAAUGUUUCAUGGAUUCUUGUGAUAAAUUAUUAAAUAAACCACAACAAUUGAAUGCUAUCAAUGAAAAUAUUCAAGUAAAUUGCUGGAAUGAUUUGUAUAAAUCCAUAUCUGAAGAUGAUAAAUUUUGGAUUGAUAAUAAAAAUUUAUGUGAUAAUUAUUUUCCAUAUGAAGGUGUGGGACAAUGGGUCAUUGAUUAUCUCACAAAUAAUUUAUCCAAAAUUAAUGAUGAAUAUUUAAAAUUCAUUAAAAGAUGUAUUUGCUUAUUGUGCAAUAUAAUUUGUGUAUCACCACAGUAUGAUCUUCCAAAAUUCAUACAAUCAAUUAAUUUUAAUUCAACAAUUUUAAAAUUAUUGGAGAUUGAUGAUAAAUUAGUACGUCAUCCAUUGUGUGCACUUAUUCACAAUAUAAUUUACAAUUCAAAAGAAACAAUAUUUAAUGAUAGUGAAUUAAAGCUAAUUAUUGCUGAUCUUAUUGAAGACAAUACAAUUAAUAUUAAUCCAGCUUAUGAUUCAAUAAUGUUUCUCGUAAAAACAUCACCAAAAUUUUUAUCAAUUGUUUAUAAUGAUUUAUCAGAUGAUAGAAAAUUAAAUUUAUUAGAAAUGAUACAUCAAAAUUUAAAAGAUAUUGUUUAUGAUAAUAAUAAUGAUAAUGAUAAAACAACUGUUAUAACAAAUGAAGGAAUAAUUUUUUUAAAAGAAAGAUUUAAAAGAAGAAGUGAUUUAAUUUUAAAAACCGAAAAAUCAUAUUUGGAUGGUAUGGAACCAACUGAAGUGACAAUGUUGCUUGAUAUUUUGGCAUUAAUAUCAUCAAACGAACAAUAUAAUGAAAUUGUUUUACAGAUUGAUACGAGUCUACUGAUAAAUGCUCUUUAUCUUUUGAGAGCUUUUCAUGCUGCUGGUAAAAAAGAUGAAGAAAAUAAUUUUACACCACUACUCAAGUUAAAUGAUAUUGCACCAAAUAGUUCAAAUAGAACUACUGAUCCAGAAAAACAUCCAGCAUUUGGAUUUAAAGCUGGACUUGUAAGAUUGAUUGGAAAUCUUGUACAUAAACAUAAAAAAAAUCAGGACACGGUAAGAGAAAAUGAUGGAAUUGCAUUAUUACUUGACUGCUGUAAUAUUGAUGCUAGAAAUCCAUUAAUUUUGCAAUGGACAAUAAUUGCAAUUCGAAAUUUAUGUCAAAAUAAUUUUGAUAAUCAAAAAAUCAUUCAAGACAGUUCUAAAAUCAAAACAAUUGAUAGUAGUGUACUACAAAGCAUGGGAAGAAUACUUGAUGGAGAUCCACAAACUGGAAAAACUAUUGGAGUUGUGCAAUUACCAAAGAAAGAAUAACUUAAUUUAUAUUUAUUAUAAAACUCGUCUAUAAAUUUAACUAAUAACUUGGUUUUUUUUAUACUUUUCAUGGAUUUUCUAAUUAUAAUAUAAAUUCAAAAGGUCCAGGAAGUUGAUUAUUUUUAUAUUUUCGAUUAUCCCGGAUAUUAUUCAUUACGAAAAUUUUUUUUUUGAUAAUUUCACGAUUUUUUUUGUAACGAAAUUUCUUACGUUUAUUCAUUGUAUUUAAUUCAAUAAUAAAUACAAUAAUUGACAAUAAAAAACCUAUUAAAAGAAUAAAAAA
Aphidius gifuensis is the source of this 1948-nucleotide messenger RNA. Its product is annotated as ataxin-10. Gene Ontology annotation, cellular component: cytosol. The transcript has 7 exons. NCBI's taxonomy places the organism in Eukaryota, Metazoa, Arthropoda, Insecta, Hymenoptera, Braconidae. The coding region runs from base 145 to 1665 and encodes 506 amino acids. The record is from RefSeq and is a predicted model, not a curated record. Gene Ontology annotation, biological process: neuron projection development.